Molecule: messenger RNA, 3023 nt
Organism: Salvelinus sp. IW2-2015
Lineage: Eukaryota; Metazoa; Chordata; Actinopteri; Salmoniformes; Salmonidae
Source: RefSeq, a predicted model, not a curated record
GCCAACACAAGAAGUAAGCCGCGUCAGCAGCUGUCGCACCCCACCUCUCACCACCUGUGUACCUGGCAAGAGACCCGCGGCAAGGGGACUGUCACAGCACCGCAGAGGACGACACGACACUUGWUAAAAGAUACUAGGACGAAGGACGAGACAUUAAUACCGUUAGCCCAAGGUGGUCGAAGUCCUGGAGAGAAUGAACACUAUAUUUUUGUUGACCUUUUCUGGACCUCAAUAAGGUGUUUGACAGUGUUGGAAGACUUGGACAAAAACCUCAGACUUGAAGUUCGUAAGAUGGUGGUAAAAAUGAAUUUAAUUGGUUAAAAACGUUGCUUUAUUGUUGUUGCCCAUAGUGUUCUUUCCCCUGGUGGUUUUCUGCGUGCUUGGUUUCUGGGGCUUUCAACUCUGGGCUAAACCAUGUCAUUACCAGGCAUGGGUAGGGACCGAGAGAGUUUGUUUUCGCUCUUUCACGCUUGUGAUGUGGAUAAUUCUGGACAGAUUGAAAAAUACGAGUUUAUUAAAAUCUGCUCAGAGCUCAAUGUUYCACCGACGGAGAGAGAGCACAUAUUCUCUAAACUGGACACCGACAGAGACGGGACUAUCAAUCUAGCGGAGUUCAUUAGCGGCUUCCUCGGGAUCUCGGAGCAAGUGUAUUGUGGGAACAUGGAGAGCGAGAGCUGGGAAGUCUCUUCUCCGGCCUGGGAAGAUUUCCAGACCCGACUGGGGGACCAUGCCAAGUUCAUACCCAGGAAUGAGCAGGCAGCCACGCUGUACCAGAACAUCAGUAUGACAGAGCCCAGGAUGGUGCCUCAGUAUGAGAGACUCAUCAUGAGUUUCACCAGAGAGAUCAAACAGCACAACGCUGAGAUGGAGAACCUGGCCCUGGCUGUCAAACGGGCCCAGGACAAGGCCUCCAUGCAACUCAGUGAGAUGGAGGAGGAGAUGGAUCAACGCAUCCAUACAGCCGAGAACAACACAAGGCUUCAGGAAGCCAAGAGGGCCGAGGCAGCUCUAAGUGAGSUGAAGAGACACUAUGAGUCCGAGGUGUGUGAGCUGCAGCACAAGGUCCAGAAGAUGAAGCUGAUUGAAGACCAGUACAAGAACAUCAACAUGAAAGACGAGUCUUCAACCCUGAAGAGGAAGAUCAACGAACUGACUCUGAUUGAAGACCAGUACAAGAACAUCAACAUGAAAGACGAGUCUUCAACCCUGAAGAGGAAGAUCAACGAACUGACUCUGGAAAACCAGAGGUUGAAGCAGGAGUUGAUGCAGUCCCACACUAACAUAGCCUUCCUGCAGAGUGAACUGGACUCGCUGAAGAGUGACCUGACAGACCACAGCAUCAACUCGGAGGGAUACGAGGCGAUGAUGAGAGAGUUCUCUGAUGAGAGGGAUAACCUGGAGCGACAGAUAGAGAUCCUACAAUUCUACCAGGCGGGUGUGGAGGAUGUUGAUGAGGACGAGGACCCACUGGGAGGCCUGUUUGGGGGUGGUGGUAGGGGCUCCCUAGGGUGUCGGAGGCCCGGUCUGGACACGCUAGCUCUGGCUCUGUGCGACCCGGGCAUGCAGCGCAGACGUAGCUACGAGGGGGACAGCCUGCCCGAGAGCUGCCUAGACAGCGGCAUGAGGUCAAAGGGCACGAGGAGGAGGAGGAGGAGGAGGAGGAGGAGGGACAGAGGGUGGCCAGGAUCACAGAUGGUCUGGCGGAAGACAACUCUGACAACGACAUUGCAGAGGUGCGGAACAAGAUGGUGUUCGGAUCAGACAAUGGUUCUGUCCUGGACUGGAAACCCUUGGAACCAGUCAGCCGGAACAGCUCGGGAGCAUCCACACGCAAAGCCCUGUCCGCAAUCACCAAAUGAGGCAAAGGAGAAGGAGUCAGCUGACCUGGGAUAUAUGACAUCAGAGAAGGCCUACCGGGUGGUGUUGGCAGGUGACGCGGCGGUGGGCAAGUCCAGCUUCCUGCUCCGCCUCUGCAAGAACGAGUUUCGAGGAAAUACCAGCGCCACCCUGGGGGUGGACUUUCAGAUGAAGACUCUGGUAGUGGAUGGAGAGCCUACCCUACUCCAGCUAUGGGACACAGCAGGCCAGGAGAGGUUCCGUAGCAUUGCUAAGUCCUACUUCAGACGAGCCGAUGGCGUCCUCCUGCUGUAUGAUGUCACCUGUGAAAAGAGCUUCCUCAAUGUCCGAGAGUGGGUGGACAUGAUCGAGGACGUGUCCCAGGACGACAUCCCCAUCAUGCUGGUGGGGAAUAAGAGUGACCUGAGAGAGCAGGCUCUGCAGGACGGGAUCACCUGUGUCUCCACCAGCUACGGAGAGAAACUGGCCAUGACUUAUAACGCCCUCUUCUGUGAGACCAGUGCCAAAGACGGCUCCAAUGUCAUAGAGGCCGUGCUGCAUCUGGCCAGAGAGGUGACCAAGCAGGUUCAUGGGGCUGAGGACCAGGGGUCUGUGACUAACCUCUAUAGAAAUCCCAACAAGAAGAUGCCCACCGUCACCUGCUGCACAGGAUAAGAUACCGAACAGAAACGCUACUAGAGUAACCAAAACUCACCACCUAAGGAACCGCAUCAACAGAACACCACAAUACUAGAACACUGUGUCCAACAGCAGAACAAGAGAACAAUGGGACUUCAGAAGAAAAGAACACAGGAGAAUCUGAUCAGAACACUAGAGAACUGUACAGUAAAACUAGAACCACAAGACAGCUGGUUUUCUCAUAUAACAUCAACUGUACUGCUUAAUGCUAUAGGAUAACUCAUAUUGAGCUGUUUAGAAAGACAGCUAAUGCCUGUGUGUGUGUGUGUGUGUGUCUGUUUGUUUGAUUAUGCGCUUGCAAUGAAUGCAUGGGUGCUUGUGUUAUAUGCAGACGUCAUUCACAUCCUGGUUAGUAGUGAAAUCUAAUCUCCUAUGCUGUUGAUUGUGUCUUAUGAAACCUCUGUGUGUACCCAAUAGUCAUACAUUUGAAGUCAGAAGUUUACAUACACUUAGGUUGUAGUCAUUAAAACUCGUUUUUCAACCACUCC